GGCUCGAAGAGUAUGAGCAUGAGGAGUCAACAGCAGGCUGCGGAUGCUGGGGAGGGGGAGGGGGAGGAGGAGGGGGGGCGGGAGGAGGAGGAGGUGGGCGGUUGGCGACGUUGCAAAGAUAUGGCAGCCAAUUAUUGGGCAUAUCACGGCACUCGAAUGCAUCUGCCUCUUCCUCUCGGUCCAGUGCUGCAGGAGCUGCCCCCAUGGAUAUGCAGAUGGACCCAACGCCUCACAUGGCAGCACCAUCGUCUCGCAAAUCAGCAGCAGCGCUAGCACGAGCAGGGUCAGCCGCAGCAUCCAUGGCAACAGCAGGCCCGCCUCGCCCCACGACCCCAGUGCAGGCUACUCCAGAAUGGGGACCUACCCAGCAAGCCACGCGCAGGAUGCAUAUGCGUAUGGCAAUGGGCCAGCAGACAUGGGCGGAGGGGAGUACUAUGGCGGGGGUGGCGGCCAGAUGGACAUGAUGGGGGGAGGCAUGGGGGGAGGGGUUGGGGGAGGUGGGGUGGCAGGACCAGGAGGCAAUAUGGCUCGAAACGGAAGAUACCCAAUGGAUUCGGGGGGUUAUUCGGUGCAUUGAGAGGUCGGCUCGUUGAUUUGAUUUGCUGCUGUACUUCUUGGCUGCAACUGCCAUUGCUGGUGACUCGGAGGUCGGUUUCUGCUGCUGCUGCGUGUUGAAGGAGCAAGUACCAGCGGUCCCUUCAGCCAAUACCAGCAGCCCCCUGCUCACUAACCACCACAUCAUCUCACUACUUACAACAACCCUCCAGCUUAUCCAUUUAAUGAAUUUUCUGGGGUCCCUUGUCUUGAACAUGGCUGAGUGUUGUGGCAAUGCCACUUGUGGUUGCAGACAUCUUUGUGCAGUACUGGAAGGUCAAGCAGGCUGUUUAAUAGUCAUUGUUAUAUGAGAGUAUUGGCGUUUCUCCCUUUCAAUGUUGACCACUGCUUGUAA
Closterium sp. NIES-67 is the source of this 949-nucleotide messenger RNA. The record is from the annotation of a GenBank genome assembly. NCBI's taxonomy places the organism in Eukaryota, Viridiplantae, Streptophyta, Zygnematophyceae, Desmidiales, Closteriaceae.